AUGGGUUCUGAGCAGUAAGGGAGUGGGGGAAAGAACUUUUGUGACGAAACCUAGAAAGGAGUAUGAGUGUGUGUGUAGGAGAGAGAGAGUUAGAUACAAGGACAAGGUUGCUUUCACAGAGAUAAGGAGCACCUGUUGUGAAGAAGAAUGCCCACCAACUUCACAGUGGUGCCGGUAGAGGAUUGUAAUGCUUCCAGUUCAAACCAUGAUGGCAAUAACCCAGAUGAGGAGAGGCGAGAACUUUUGCUUGGACCUUCCUCGGGUAAUGAAACCUCUGGCGAGGAUAGUCCCUUCCUUAUUGUUCCUGAAUAUGACAGGAGCUGUGAUGGGAAAAACAUGGCACUCUUCGAGGAAGAAAUGGACAGUACUCCAAUGGUGUCGUCCCUCCUCAACAAGCUGGCCAAUUACACCAACCUGACUCAGGGACUUGUGGAUCAUGAGAAAGCUGAGAGUGAGGAUGGCGUUAAGAGGGUUGCUGUCAAGGGUCCUCAGAUGGGCACAUUUAUUGGUGUGUACCUGCCCUGUGUGCAAAACAUCUUGGGUGUGAUUUUGUUUCUGCGCCUCCCCUGGAUCGUAGGCACAGCUGGAAUUUUAGGCUCCUUUGCCAUCGUCUUCAUGUGCUGUGCUUGUACUUUGCUGACAGCAAUAUCUAUGAGUGCCAUAGCAACGAAUGGAAUGGUGCCAGCUGGUGGCUCGUAUUAUAUGAUCUCCAGGGCACUGGGUCCAGAGUUUGGAGGUGCUGUUGGGUUAUGCUUCUACCUUGGUACAACAUUUGCUGGAUCCAUGUACAUACUAGGCACCAUAGAGAUCCUUUUGAUGUACAUAGUGCCAAAUGGAGCUUUGUUUAAGGACUCGCUGAAUAACAUGCGGGUGUAUGGAACGUGCUGCUUGACCCUCAUGGCUCUGAUGGUAUUUGUUGGGGUCAGGUAUGUGAAUAAACUGGCACUGGUCUUUCUUUCCUGUGUGAUUCUGUCCAUUAUGGCCAUCUACGCUGGAGUAAUCAGAACUGUCAUCAGCCCUCCAGAUUUAGAAAUCUGUGUGCUGGGUAACCGCACACUAAAAAAUAUCGAAUUUGACAAAUGCAUGAAGACAGAAGUGAUGAACAACAUAACCUCUACAACAGACCUGUGGAAGCUGUUCUGUCAUUCACCUUUCCUCAACGCAACAUGUGAUGAAUACUUCACCUACAAUAAUUUAACCGAGAUCCGAGGCAUCCCAGGCCUGCUAAGUGGAGUAAUCACAGAUAAUUUAUGGGGAGAUUAUGGCUCCAGAGGGAUGAUGGUAGAGAAGAGAAACCAGGUGUUAGCUCCAGCAGAGAAUAGCAGAGACUAUCAGGGUACAUCGAGGAAUAUCAGCGACGACUUGCCAUAUGUCUACAAUGACAUCACCACUUUCUUCACAAUGAUGGUGGGCAUCUACUUCCCCUCAGUCACUGGGAUCAUGGCGGGAUCGAAUCGGUCUGGAGAUCUGAGGGAUGCUCAGAGGUCUAUCCCCAUUGGCACCAUUAUGGCCAUUAUUACCACUUCCAUCAUCUAUAUCUCUUGUGUGGUUUUGUUUGGGGCCUGCAUGGAGGGAGUGUUAUUGAGAGAUAAGUUUGGGCUCUCUGUGAAAGGAAGCCCAGUGAUCGGCACUCUGGCUUGGCCUUCACCUUGGGUGAUUGUGAUUGGCUCCUUCUUUUCUUGCUGUGGCGCAGGACUACAGAGCCUGAUUGGUGCCCCCAGGCUUCUGCAUGCCAUUGCACAUGAUGGAAUCAUUCCCUUCCUACAGAUAUUUGGUCACAGUAAAUCCAAUGGUGAGCCAACCUGGGCGUUGCUGCUGACUGUAGGAAUCUGUGAAAUUGGGAUUCUUAUUGCUUCUUUGGAUGCUGUUGCCCCCAUUCUUUCAAUGUUUUUCUUGAUGUGCUACCUCUUUGUAAACUUGGCCUGUGCUGUCCAAACACUGCUGUGCACCCCGAACUGGAGACCAAGAUUUAAAUUCUAUCACUGGAGUCUUUCAGUCCUGGGCAUGACUCUUUGUCUCUCUCUUAUGUUUGUUUCAUCCUGGUAUUAUGCCCUGGUGGCCAUGCUGAUUGCAGGAUGCAUAUAUAAAUACAUUGAAUACAGAGGGGCAGAGAAGGAGUGGGGAGAUGGAAUCAGAGGGCUGUCCCUAAAUGCUGCACGAUAUGCACUUAUCAAGUUAGAGCAAGCACCGCUCCAUACCAAGAACUGGAGGCCCCAGCUCCUGGUGUUGCUAACUCUUGAUGAUGAUUUGGCGGUGAAGCACCCACGGCUGCUCUCUUUCACGUCUCAGCUGAAGGCUGGGAAAGGCCUGACCAUUGUGUCUUCAGUGCUGCAGGGAACCUAUAUGAAGCGAAGUGCUGAUGCCAAAAGUGCAGAAAUGAAUGUAAAGGCAUCCAUGUCUGCAGAGAAAACAAAGGGCUUCUGUCACGUUGUGGUGUGCUCUAACUUGAGAGAUGGUUUCUCCAACUUGAUCCAGUCGGCUGGUCUGGGAGGCAUGAAGCACAAUACCCUCUUGAUGUCAUGGCCCAGAAACUGGAGACAGGCUGAGGAUGCAACCUCCUGGAAAAACUUUAUCGAGACAGUGAGAGAGACGACUGCUGCACACCAUGCUCUGCUUGUGGCAAAGAAUAUUGACGUUUUCCCAAGCAACACAGAGCGUCUGGCAGAGGGCACCAUUGAUGUGUGGUGGAUUGUCCAUGAUGGAGGCCUGCUCAUGCUGCUUCCGUUCUUACUCUGCCAGCACAAGGUGUGGAAAAAAUGUAAGAUGCGCAUCUUUACUGUGGCACAGCUGGAUGACAACAGCAUUCAGAUGAAGAAGGAUCUGCAGGUUUUCAUGUAUCAGCUGCGCCUUAACGCUGAAGUGGAGGUGGUAGAGCUGCAUGAAAGUGAUAUCUCAGCCUUUACCUAUGAGAGGACCUUAGUGAUGGAGCAGCGUUCUCAAAUGUUAAAACAGAUGCAGCUGUCCAAAACCGAGAGGGAAAGAGAGAUUCAAAGCAUUACAGAUGAAUCCAGGAGCUCCAUUAAAAGAAAGAAGCACACAAAGAGUCCAUCUCCUAACACUUUACAAGUGCCUGGCAUGGAAACCAUGGAGCGUGAGGCUCACAUGUUUCCUGAAAGGAAUUCUAAGAGCCAUGGUGGCCACCAAGAAAGGCACAGCCCUGAUUCUCAUCACAUCCACAUGACCUGGACCAAAGAUAAAUUUGCUGCUGAGAGGCACCGUAACCGUGAGGGUAACGCGGGCGUACGGGACAUCUUCAACAUGAAACCAGAGUGGGAGCACCUGAACCAGUCCAAUGUCAGAAGAAUGCACACUGCAGUCAGACUGAAUGAAGUUGUGGUCAACAAAUCCCAGAAUGCCCACCUUGUCUUGCUGAAUAUGCCUGGUCCACCUAAAAACAAGGAUGGUGAUGAGAACUACAUGGAAUUUUUGGAGGUGUUAAUGGAAGGUUUGGAGCGGGUUCUGCUUGUGCGAGGUGGAGGAAGAGAGGUCAUCACCAUCUACUCAUAAGUCACAGUGGAAAUGUUUCAGUACUCAGGGAAGUUAAAAAAAUAGGGAAUAUAAAUAAAAUCCUUUUAACCAUUCUGGGACAGUCGUUUAGACUGAUAUAAAAACGCCUCAUUUGGCCAAACAUUUUCUUUAAUCCAUAUAAAGCAUUUAUUUAUAUUUUGGUAGUAUGUCUCAUCUCAUCUCAUUAUCUGUAGCCACUUUAUCCUGUUCUACAGGGUUGCAGGCAAGCUGGAGCCUAUCCCAGCUGACUACGGGCGAAAGGCGGGGUACAUCAAUAACAUAAGUACAGUGUAAUAUUCUCAUUCUAAUGUAUACAAAGUAUUAGCACUGAUUUCACAACAGUCCUUCCUCACACACAUUUAUUCCAGUGUUAAUAUCCAAGUUUCAGUUCGUUGUUUAGAUUUAGUCCUAAUAUGUUUUAAGAAGGUGUCACUUUAAACUGAUGGUGCCUACUUUACAGCCUACUGUUCACAUUAUACACUUUUGUACUACAAUAAAAGUACAAUAAUAAUUGGACACUGAUAAACUAAGCUUUAAAAUCCCAUCUGUUCUACCAAUCGCAUAUUAAAAAUAUGUUGCCUUUAAUAAUAGAGUGCUUUCAGAAUAACAGAUUUUUCCAGAUUAUAAUUUUCUUCUGAUUCUGACUAUGACAGUAAGGAUGUGGUCACGUCUCACACAUAAAAUACCAAUCACCAAAUGUUUUGUUCAACACCAAAAUGCAGAUUUCAUAUUAUUAUUAUUAUUAUUAUUAUAAUAACAUUUUUUUUUAGAAAUAUUUCACAACAUUAUAUCUUUCGAACGUUAAAAAAAAUUUAAUAUGACAUUGAACAAAAGGCUUUUCUGGUCAUGCCAAAUAAUAUCAAAACCCUAAAUCUGUGGGGGCUGAUACUGAAUAUUAAUAUGAAAUUAAGGUAUUUUAUAUUACAUUGUAUUUUAUAUUAUAGUCUUUAUAUGUGUGUGUUGAAAGACAGUACAAUUAAUGGUGAUGUCAUUGAAAAUGUUUGUUUUUUCAUUGUUCCAUAUAUUUUGCUGCUAUUUUAAUAGGAAAGUGUUCGAUCCUAUUGGCUCUCAAAGGGUGUCAUUUCCUUACAAUUAAUUUAAACCACAAAAUCGGUGGUUGUGGACGAGUCAUCAUGAUGGACUGAAUGAUGUGCACGGAGGUGCAUGUUGCGUGCUGCUAGUAACCAUGUGUUAGUGAAAAAUCAGCAAUGAAGCUGAUGUGAUAGCAAACAAGUCAAGUUUGUCUGUAUAGCGCUUUUAACAAGAGACAUUGUUCCAAAGCAGCUUUACAGAAUCUGAAUGACCCAAGACAUGAGCCAAUUUUAUCCCUAAUCUAUCCCCGAUGAGCAAGCCCGUGGCGACAGUGCCAAGGAAAAGCUCCCUCAGACGACACAAGGAAGAAACCUCGAGAGGAACCAGACUCAAAAGGGAACCCAUCCUCACCUGGACAACAACAGACAACAUGACGAUAACAUUAACAGUUUUAACAUGAAGUCAGUUUCGUUGAUGUUAUAAACUCUUCAAUGAUGAAAACUUGAGUGCAAAACUGUUCAUGGCAACCACAGUCCCAAAGUUAGCAAGCCAACUGUAGUCCUCAGCCAUAAAAGCAUUACUGUAAGAGUCCAGAGCGUCUUCCAGGUGUGAGUUUCAACUGUCCAUAUGGGGCCGUCCUCCACAGGAGCGAUGUGAUGAGACUCCAACCAGACACAGGGCACCAGGAUGGAUCAGGCAGGUCUGAGGAGCAGAAGAGGUCAGCAUCUCGAUCCCAGGAUUGACAUAACUCAGAGGGACAGAUUUGGGGGGGGGGGGAAGUAAACACAGGUUGUUAGGUAUGCCCAGUGUCACCUGAAUAAGUAGGAACAGUAUACAUUUUGCACUGAGUACAAGCAGGGACUCCGGCAAAACUAACUAUGACAGCAUAACUAAAAGGGGAGAGCCAGAAGGUAACACAGGCAUGAGGGAGCCCCGGGACAUAAAGCAGCAGCCACUACCGUCAACAAACUCGAGUGAGCAAGCGAGUGGGGACUGACAGCAUCCAUACAUCCCAGUUUAACAAAACACUCUGUCUGAGGACCCUCCAGAUCUACACCUUUACCUCAUAAACACCAUUAACACAAGGCUUGACUAAACAGAUGUUUUCAGCUCGUGACCAUUCAGAAGAGCAAUAUAUUUGUAACUAGUUUAACUAACAGAUAAACUGUAGCGUAGAUAAAGAUGUACAGUGGUGCUUGAAAGUUUGUGAACCCUUUAGAAUUUUCUCUU
This is a messenger RNA of Neoarius graeffei (lesser salmon catfish), 5769 nucleotides long. RefSeq names its product solute carrier family 12 member 7-like. Gene Ontology annotation, molecular function: potassium:chloride symporter activity. Gene Ontology annotation, biological process: chemical synaptic transmission; potassium ion homeostasis; potassium ion import across plasma membrane. The record is from RefSeq and is a predicted model, not a curated record. The transcript has 26 exons. NCBI's taxonomy places the organism in Eukaryota, Metazoa, Chordata, Actinopteri, Siluriformes, Ariidae. Gene Ontology annotation, cellular component: membrane. The coding region runs from base 148 to 3507 and encodes 1119 amino acids.